Messenger RNA from Echinococcus granulosus, 1044 nucleotides. RefSeq lists its product as hypothetical. The coding region runs from base 1 to 1044 and encodes 347 amino acids. Gene Ontology annotation, cellular component: membrane; Golgi apparatus. The transcript is spliced from 8 exons. Gene Ontology annotation, molecular function: small GTPase binding. The record is from RefSeq and is a predicted model, not a curated record. Gene Ontology annotation, biological process: vesicle-mediated transport. Lineage: Eukaryota; Metazoa; Platyhelminthes; Cestoda; Cyclophyllidea; Taeniidae.
AUGCCGGUUGGUGGCUAUGUUCCAGUUCCUUUGGAGCCUCAGUUUGAGGAGUUCCAUCCUUUGGAUAGCGUUGAAGGUGUCUCCCAGGUCAAGGAGAAUGUACCUGGAAACGCCUUUUUGUUCUCGCUUGAUUAUUACAAAUCCUACUUCGAUGUGGAUACGUACCAGGUUGUUCAGCGUGUCAUAAGUGGACUUAUUCCCUUCUCAAAAAGAUUCUCACUCUCUGCCUCCCUACGACCAGCACCAGAUCUUUACGGUCCUUUUUGGAUUAUAAUAACCCUAGUUUUUUCAAUCGCCUUUUCUGGGAGCAUAUACGAAUACAUCAUAUCGAAAAAUGCAUCUGUUCUCUCUACGUUUAAUUUUGGUCGGGUGACUAUAUCAGCCGCAGUCCUCUUCGUUUAUUGGUGUCUCAUGCCGAUUGUUGUGACGUCUCUGGUAUGGUUUAGAAGACGGAAAGCUUUUUCUGAUGCGCAAGGCAUUGACAAGGGACCCGAGUUCACUUUUGGUUCGUUAUUCAGCGAGCUGCUUGCGAUCUAUGGCUACUCAAUGGUAUCUUUCAUCCCUGUUGCUUGGAUUUUGAUUGGAGUAGCCAGCCUCGUUUCACUGUGUGUCCUUGGUUCAGCUACCUGGCCUAUCUUUAAGCAGAAAACGAAACAGCUCGCUAUUGGACUCCUUGUACUGAUUAUAGUUGCUCACAUUGCAAUGACCGUAUCCCUCUCCACCUUCGAGGCGCCUCUUAAGUGCUGCUGCGAAAGCAAUCAAGCACCGCGUACUGAUGCCUUCAUCCUGCCUCGUGGGAUGGGUAACCCCCUCCCCGCGACGGUUGUCUUUUUCCAUCAACCACCCCUUGAACCCCAACCCAAACCGGCUCCGGCUGUACAACCCGCUGAUGCAGGCGUUCCCAAUAAAUUGGGACCCCAAGAAUCCGUCCAGGGUGGAGGUGCAGGCAAUCAGAAAGACACACAGCCAAAGGAAACUCCAAUCAAACCUGUGGAAGAUAACCCAAACAAGAAGGUAGAAAAGGAUAACCCGAAAGUCGCCUAG